CUUGCCUGUUAUUAUUACAUGUGGUGUGGUGUGAGUGAUCGCAAACUUAGUGGGAUCCACUCAAGAAACUUCCUUUUGAUCCAAUCCAAAAUUAAUCAAAUAAAAAAAAAAAACAAGUGAAAAAGAAAAUAACAAUAAUAAUAGAUCUCUAUCUAUCUUCAAAAUCUAUCAUCACCUUGUUCAUUUCUCGAUUCAUCUCAUUUUCACAGAAAACUAAAACAAAAAUGGCUGGUUUCAGCGGCGAUGAAACUGCUCCUUUCUUCGGCUUCCUCGGCGCCGCCGCUGCCUUAAUCUUCUCCUGUAUGGGAGCGGCAUAUGGAACAGCGAAGAGUGGUGUUGGAGUAGCAUCAAUGGGUGUGAUGAGACCUGAACUUGUUAUGAAAUCAAUCGUUCCUGUUGUUAUGGCUGGUGUUUUGGGUAUUUAUGGUUUGAUUAUUGCUGUGAUUAUUAGUACUGGGAUUAACCCUAAGGCUAAAUCUUAUUAUCUUUUUGAUGGAUAUGCUCAUCUUUCUUCUGGUCUUGCUUGUGGUCUUGCUGGCUUGUCUGCUGGUAUGGCUAUUGGUGUUGUUGGUGAUGCUGGUGUUAGAGCAAAUGCCCAACAGCCGAAACUUUUCGUUGGAAUGAUUCUCAUUCUCAUCUUUGCUGAGGCGUUGGCAUUGUAUGGUCUUAUUGUUGGCAUCAUCCUCUCCUCCCGUGCUGGCCAAUCCAGAGCUGAGUAAUAUAAAAUUUAUUGUUGCCUGUAGUGCACAGAGCCAUAGAUCCAUGGAUUGUGAACUUUAUAAGAGACCUGGUCAUGGUAAGGGUGGAGCUUUAUCAUGCUCUUCUUUUGUCUUAUGACUCUAAUCUACUCGUUAUAAAAUUGAGGUUAUCGUGGAAUAAAGUCUAUCAAACUAGUUACUUGGCAUUGCUGUAUUUAAUUAUUUUCUGUCAAACUAGAUUAGAAAUUUAUGUAAUAAACCUUGUGUUGAUUUCAAUAAACUAGAUUACUGUUGAACAUUUCGCCCCCAAUCCAACAUCUCUUUAUGUAUGUAUUAAGAUGUAGUAUGUUCAGUGUAUCAAUUUUCUA
Molecule: messenger RNA, 1066 nt
Organism: Medicago truncatula (barrel medic)
Lineage: Eukaryota; Viridiplantae; Streptophyta; Magnoliopsida; Fabales; Fabaceae
Product: V-type proton ATPase 16 kDa proteolipid subunit
Exons: 3
Coding region: 225-719 (164 amino acids)
Biological process (GO): proton transmembrane transport
Cellular component (GO): proton-transporting V-type ATPase, V0 domain
Molecular function (GO): proton-transporting ATPase activity, rotational mechanism
Source: RefSeq, a predicted model, not a curated record